Messenger RNA from Ornithorhynchus anatinus (platypus), 4966 nucleotides. RefSeq names its product ephrin B2 (gene EFNB2). Gene Ontology annotation, biological process: axon guidance; ephrin receptor signaling pathway; blood vessel morphogenesis. Lineage: Eukaryota; Metazoa; Chordata; Mammalia; Monotremata; Ornithorhynchidae. Gene Ontology annotation, molecular function: ephrin receptor binding. Gene Ontology annotation, cellular component: plasma membrane. The record is from RefSeq and is a predicted model, not a curated record. The transcript is spliced from 5 exons. The coding region runs from base 51 to 1049 and encodes 332 amino acids.
CCUGGCCGCCGGUUGCGACCUUCUCCCCCGUUCUCGGCCCCCGCGGAGCCAUGGGCGGCCGGAGGGAGUCGGCGUGGCAGUGCUGGUGGGGACUGGCCGUGGUUUUCCUCCGGACCGUGGUGUCCCGCUCCAUCGUGCUGGACCCCAUCUACUGGAACUCCUCCAACCCCAAGUUUCUACCAGGACAAGGACUGGUACUAUAUCCACAGAUAGGAGACAAACUGGAUAUUAUCUGCCCAAAGGUGGAUUCUAAAACUGUUGGCCAAUAUGAAUAUUAUAAGGUUUAUAUGGUUGAUAAAGACCAAGCAGAUCGAUGCACUAUUAAAAAGGACAACACACCUCUGCUCAACUGUGCCAAGCCAGACCAAGACGUUAAAUUUACCAUCAAGUUUCAAGAGUUCAGCCCCAACCUCUGGGGUUUAGAAUUUCAGAGAAACAAAGAUUAUUACAUUAUAUCUACAUCAAAUGGGUCUUUGGAGGGCCUGGAUAACCAGGAGGGAGGGGUGUGCCAGACAAAAGCCAUGAAGAUCCUCAUGAAAGUUGGACAAGAUGCCAGUUCGGCUGGGUCAACCCAAACCGAUCCGACCAGGCGCCCAGAACUAGAAGCUGGCACCAACGGGAGAAGUUCAACAACAAGUCCAUUUGUAAAGACAAAUUCAGGUUCUAGCACAGAUGGCAAUAGUGCUGGACAUUCUGGGAACAAUAUCCUGGGUUCCGAGGUGGCCUUAUUUGCAGGGAUCGCUUCAGGGUGCAUCAUCUUCAUCGUCAUCAUCAUCACUUUGGUGGUUCUUCUACUGAAAUACCGGAGAAGACACAGGAAGCACUCACCACAGCACACAACAACACUGUCACUCAGUACAUUAGCUACUCCAAAGCGCAGUGGCAAUAAUAAUGGCUCUGAGCCUAGUGACAUUAUCAUUCCACUAAGGACUGCAGACAGUGUUUUCUGUCCUCACUAUGAGAAAGUCAGCGGAGAUUACGGGCAUCCGGUCUACAUAGUCCAGGAGAUGCCUCCUCAGAGUCCAGCAAACAUUUACUACAAGGUCUGAAAGAAUGCUGUGGAAUCCCUUCGAUUUCCCAGAGGAAAACCUACCGGUCAGAUGCUUUCAUUCAGUUGAGGGUUUUUGGUGACACCUGGUGCGAUAGGAUUGACUGAAGCACAGCGGGCAGAGAGUAGUGCCCCAUCUCAGAGAGCCUUUUUGAGCUGGACAGCUUACCUAGUCUGUAGAAUUUCUGUCUCGGUGAAUAAAUGUUCACUAGAAGCUGGAAGAUGUGCUGUAGAAGAUACCCAUUCUGAUGGCUGUACUCUCGUUACAUUCAUCAUCCUCUAAGCCAUGCACUGCAAGCGUUCAGGCAUGUUCAAAAGCCAAGGGAAGAUGGAGUGAUUUGGGAACCUUAAUCUAGUCAUCCUGGGAACGUGCUCUAGGAUAUCAAGCUUGAAAUGCAAUCUUCUGACUGUGUGUGUUUUUUCUAUCCGUGCAUACUGGAUUUGUCGCACAGACUUCGGCGAUUCAGUAAGACUUGAAAGUUCUCUUGCUUUUAGUCCAUCACUGUUACGUUUCUGUUAUCCAGGUUCUGCCAUCCUUCACGUGAGACUCGCUUUUUCACUCCAUACCGUGCAUCACUAAUGGAACAUGAAUGUUUGGAGUCCCGUGUUCUGCCCCACUUGAGGCGGCAGUCACGCUUGAAUGGGUAAUACGCUUAUAGGACUUGGGUUUAUCCAAUAAAGAGCCUUCCAGACAGACGAUAGGCUGUCAGCAGAGUAAAACUAGGAGCCUGUGGAUGGGGGUUAGAGGGGAGGGCUGAACGGAGUCGCAGCAAAUUGCUGCUGCCUCAGAAGCAAAGCUGGAACGAAGAACAAUUUAGGUAGCACAGCACUUUGGUUUGCUAUGUUUCAAGAGGCGAGUUAGAAGACACAACAACACACGCGGUGGAUAGGGAUGGAAUUUGAAGGAAUUCACUGUUAUCGGAUAGCAAUGUGCCGAAAAAAAAAUAGACCCUCUUAGUUCCGUAGAACAAAAGGGUGUUGUUAGUAAAUGAACGAGCUUGGAGGACCGGGCAAUAGUAGGCCGCUGAUGAUGAUAUAUUAGGGCAGGACUGUUGUGGUACUGGCAAUAAGUUAUACAGCUUUGAAGCUGUAAGAAAGUCUUAGUCUGCUUUGGAAGUUUUUUUGUUGUUGUUUUGUUUUUUUAAGCAGACUCAGCUGCUAUACUUAUCAUAUUUUACUAAACACAGGGAAAGCAUUUUGGAGAAGAGCAGAGAGCCAGAUCUGACCUAGAGGUUCAAAAGUCAAAUGUCAAAUAGACUGUAAUUUCAUCACCACUGAUGUGAUUAAAGGCUUCUCCUGUAUAAAAGGUCAGAUAAUACACCUCCUUCUACCCCCCUCUCCCUCCCUUCCACAGCCUUUCUGUGCCCCACCCCGACUCCAAUUGAGCCUUUUGACACUUUGGUUCGUAGCGUGCUAUUUCUGCAUCGGGCAGUGUAGGUACUAUGCCUGACCCAGCAGUCCAAACUGUUGUCGGUUUCAAAGUAAAGCACAUAUGGCAAACCUCUUACCGUCCAUGAGACUGAAAUAAAUUAUGAGUUUUUGAGGGGGAGAAGAUAGGACUUAUUUAUAAAAGGUGUAUAGAACACAAGGGAUAUAAAAAAAAGAUUUUUUUACUAAUAUAUAUUUUAAGAUGGCACAGCGUGCACACCAGAAGAUGUGACCAUUCAGUUCUAGCAAUGAAAAAAUAAAAUUGGACAACUGUGCUUCUAGGGAAAAAUAACUUUAAUCCAAAAAUAAUAAUAAUAAUGAGAGUAAACACAAAAUUCAUAAAGUCCUCUGAAAGCAUCUCACAGAAACAGUAGACUGGGAAAUACAAGCCCCCCAAAUACUGGGAAAUCAAUGUUACUGCGUCAUCUGUUUUAACAAUGACAAGAUGUUCUGGAAUUUAUUUUCUGUGUUGUGUUUUCCCUUGCCUUUUAGGCUGAAGUGUUCUUUAGACUCCAGUAGGUCACAGAAUGGAGGUUUCAAUUAAAAUUUUAGAUUUGCGCAGUUCCCCCUCAACUCCUCACCAAUCCCCUUUGUCCACCCGUUUACCCCCCUAAACUCUUUCCUUGUUUUUUUAAAAAAAAGAAAAGUAAACACAAACCCUACUUUGUGCUAUGCAAAAUAGACAUCUUUAACGUAGUCCUGUUACUAUGGUAACACUUUGCUUUCUGAAUUGGAAGAAAAAAAUGUAGCAACAGCAUUUUAAGGUUCUCAGACCUCCAGUGAGUACCUGCAAAAAUGAACUGUCACAGAAAUGAUUUUUCUCUCUAUUUCCUGAACCUGAAAAUUACAUUAGUCCAAAAGUAUGUGAGUGCGUGUGUGAGUUUGGUGUAUGUGCACAUAUAUGUAUAAUAUAUACUACCUAUAUAUUAUAUAUAUUGUCUGUGUAAGGUAGCCAUGGUGACUAACCACAGUACAUAUGUAGGAUAUGGAUUUUGGGGGUUUAAAAAACAAUUACCCCAUAAGUAUCAUGUUUUUUCAACCAAAGUAAAAUCCUGUUUGGAUUUUCAUUAUUUUUGUACAUAUGGGGCUCUAUUUUAGUUCUUUAGAAGUGAUUGUACCCCCUGAUCAAAACAAGCCAGAGGAGGGAGGGGUUGGGAAAAGGGGUUGGGAGGAGAUGUCAUGGCAGAAGUUUCUACUGCUGGGGCAGCCCACAGCCCUAGGGUGGCAGCAGGGGCAGGGAAGACAUGAGGCUCUACUCUCUGCUAUUGAAGCAGCAGCAGCCACUGUCCCUUCAUUUUCUAGUCUUCUGCCACUGGGGGCUGCUACAAUUGACUUCAGCCUUGGAGGCAAGAAGGGUUUGGGAGAAAAGAAAUGGAGAGGAGGGAGAUAGGAUUGGAGGUGUGCAGCAGAUGCGUGGAGCUCUGCAGGGAGACAUAACCAAUUUGGGAGAGUGGAAAGGGACACACCUGAAUUGUGGAAAACGUAAAAAUAGGCAUGGGGGUAGAAAUGGGUCCACAUAGGAUAAAACGUGAAAAAUCCAUAACCUAUACAUAUGCAGUUCUUUCCCAACCCUUUAUUUGUGUGAAUCUAAAGGAGAUUUUCUUAUAAGCCAUUAGGAUUUCAUUUUGAGGGUGGGAAGAGGAGAGAAGGGAAAGAUAUGGGUUUAAAAUAUCUGAUUUUUAAAGAAAUCAAAUUUACAAAUCAUCAGUUGGCUACAUUUUGGUUGUGUAUGAAACUGUGAAAAAUCAGAUGAAUUGAUGAAGAGUAAACUACAACCAAUUGAAAAAAAAAGUGUACUGUGUGUCUUUUGUGUCUGGUGCAGAAUAUGACAAUCUACCAACUGUUCCUUAUUUGAAGUUGGUUCAGCUUUGGAAAGUUACUGUAAAUGCCUUUGCUUGUAUUAUCAUCCCUAGUCACCUGACUUUGGAAUUUGCACCAUCAUGUUUAAGUGAAGAUGCUGUAAAUAGAUUCAGAUUUACUGUAUAUGGAUUUGGGGUGUUACAGUAGCCUUAUUCACCUUUUUAAUAAAAUACACAUGAAAAAAGACAGAAAUGGCUUUUCUUAACCAGAUUGUGUACAUAGAGCAAUGUUGGUUUUUUAUAAAGUCUAAGCAAGAUGUUUUGUAUAAAAUUUGAAUUUUGCAAUGUAUUUAGCUACAGCUUGUUUAAAGGCAGUGUCAUUCCCCUUCGCACUGUAAUGAGGAAAAAAUGGUAUCAAAGGUUGCCAAAUUGCUGCAUAUUUGUGCCGUAAUUGUGUACCAUGAAUAUUUAUUUAAAAAUUUCUUUGUCCAAUUUGUAACACAGUAUUAUGCUUGAGUUAUAAAUAUUUUUUCUUUCCUUUUUUUUAUAGCCUGUCAUAGGUUUUAAAAUCUGCUUUAGUUCCACAUUGCAGUUAGCCCCCAGAAAUUGAAAUCCAUGAAAAUCACAUUCCACGUCUGUUUCAAACUGAAUUUGUUCUUAAAAAAAUAAAAUAUUUUUUCCUAUGGAAAAA